UCUCGCCACUGAUAUCUGCCACUGUUAUCUGCUACUGUUUAUAAGUUCGCCACUCUCUUCCCAUGUCCAUGGCUUCCCAAGAGGCGCCGCUUCUCCCUGCCGACGACUCCGACGGAAAGGUCAUCAUCUCCGUCUCCGACGAAGAGUGGUCGGAGGUAGAAGCGAACGAUGGGCUCGCGCCCCCGUUCUCAUGGCGGAAGCUAUGGCGCUUUACCGGCCCAGGGUUCCUUAUGUGCAUUGCUUUCCUUGACCCCGGAAGUCUUGAGGGCGAUCUCCAAGCCGGAGCCAUCGCUGGAUAUAGCCUCCUCUGGCUUCUUCUCUGGGCGACGGCGAUGGGACUUCUUAUACAACUUCUGUCUGCAAAGCUUGGCGUGGCGACUGGGCGGCACCUCGCCGAGCUCUGUCGUGAGGAGUAUCCACAGUGGGCGGGAAUCGUGCUGUGGGUCAUGGCGGAGCUUGCGCUUAUCGCCUCAGACAUCCAAGAGGUUGUUGGAAGUGCCAUCGCGAUUAGGAUACUCAGCGGCGGGGUUAUACCCCUGUGGGUCGGCGUCCUCAUCACUGCCCUCGAUUGCUUCAUUUUCCUCUUCCUUGAGAGUUAUGGUGUGAGGAAACUGGAAGCUUUCUUUGCGGUCUUGAUUGCAACCAUGGCCAUUUCCUUUGCUAUAAUGUUUGGUGAAACUAAGCCCAGCAGGAAGGAUCUCCUUAUUGGUUUGCUGGUUCCAAAGGUAAGUCCUAGUACCAUAACCCAAGCUGUGGGGUUAGUAGGGUGUGUCAUCACUCCCCACAAUGUUUUCUUGCAUUCUGCUCUGGUGCAGUCUAGAAAGAUCAAUACUAAAAGGAAAAGCUGUGUCACAGAAGCAAUUAGAUAUUACUACAUAGAAUCAGCUGCAGCUCUUACUAUUUCCUUCGUUAUCAAUUUCUUUGCUACCACAGUUUUUGCAAAGUCAUUUUAUGGAACUAAAAUAGCUGGUGGUAUUGGCCUUGAGAACGCAGGGCACGUUCUACAAGAGAAGUAUGGGGCUGCUUUGUUUCCCAUACUCUAUAUCUGGGGGCUUGGGUUAUUAGCGUCUGGACAGAGUAGCACUAUUACAAGCACCUAUGCUGGACAAUUUAUCAUGGAAGGAUUUCGUAAUCUUCAUAUGAAGAAGUGGAUUCGAGCGCUUAUUACUCGAAGCUGUGCAGUUGUGCCAGCAAUAAUAGUUGCUUUAUGUUUUGACUCUUCUGAUACUACAGUGGAUGCUUUGAAUGAGUCACUUAAUAGCCUUCAAUCAAUCCAGGUUCCUUUUGCCCUUAUUCCACUUAUCAAGCUAGUUUCAAAGGAGCAAGUUAUGGGUUUCUUUAGAAUUGGUUUCAUUCUCAAAACUCUGGCUUGGAUUGUUGCUGCUUUCUUGAUAGCCAUUAAUGGCUACCUUCUGGUGGAUUAUUUCUCCAAUGAAAUGCAAGGACUGCUUCUCACCUCCAUUAUUUGUGUAUUCUUGAUGCUAUAUUUAGCUUUUGUCAUAUACCUUAUCGUUCGUGAUGAUUCUCUAUCAGUAUUCCGCAAGAAAUCACCAAAUCCUACCACUUGACAGCUCCAUUCAUCCCUUGAGAUUGUGAUUUCAGAUACGUUUAUUGGCAGCCAAAACAGAAUUAUAUUAAUAUUCUCUCAAGCUUUCAGUACCAGAUUAUCUACCCAUUCUCCAAGCAGCAGCUGCUAGGUCCGUUAUCUGGCCAUUGGAAUCCAGAGAAGAGCCACUUAUUUGAAGAAAGUUAGGCUUCGUUUGGAAUGACUUUCUUACUACUUCUUAAAGCGACUUUUUCGUUCAAAAAUUAAAAUUUUAAUGCUAGAAAGCUGCUUUAAGAAGCAGUAAGAAAACCGUGCGAAACAAAGGCUUAGUAACUUACAGCAAUGUGCAGGUUUUUUCUUUUAAAUUACAUGCUUCUUUUUGCAAAUAAUAAUGAACUUCUCUCCAUGUUGGGAUAAGGCUAAUGAAGAAGAAGAAGAAUCAACUGCUCUGCAUCUUUUGAUGAAGAAGGUUGUCUUAAUUUUUUGUA
Dendrobium catenatum is the source of this 2034-nucleotide messenger RNA. Its product is annotated as metal transporter Nramp2-like. The record is from RefSeq and is a predicted model, not a curated record. The transcript is spliced from 4 exons. Gene Ontology annotation, molecular function: manganese ion transmembrane transporter activity; cadmium ion transmembrane transporter activity. Bases 63 to 1568 code for a protein of 501 amino acids. Gene Ontology annotation, biological process: metal ion transport. Gene Ontology annotation, cellular component: membrane. NCBI's taxonomy places the organism in Eukaryota, Viridiplantae, Streptophyta, Magnoliopsida, Asparagales, Orchidaceae.